CAGUAGUUCCUCCAGUCUCAGCCGCCAACUCCGGAGGCGCCGCGCUCUGCCCGGGAGCGCCCGCGGGAGGAGCAGCGACCCGCAGCCGGGAGUCCCGGCACGGGCGAUGCUGGCGCCGCCGGCGGCACCUGCGGCUCCUCGUGGCGGCGGCGGUGGCCUCGGCGGCAGGAGCGCGGGCCCCAGCAGCCUCGGCAGCCACAGCCGUUGCGGCCCGGGCCGCCUCCGCCGCGGUCGCCGCCUCUGCUGCGCCUGCCCUCUCCCGGUUCCGCGGCUCCGGGAGGAUGUGGGUCCUCGGCAUCGCGGCAACUUUUUGCGGAUUGUUCUUGCUUCAAGGCUUUGCGCUGCAAAUCCAGUGUUACCAAUGUGAAGAAUUCCAGCUGAACAACGACUGCUCCUCCCCCGAGUUUAUAGUGAAUUGCACGGUGAACGUUCAAGACAUGUGUCAGAAAGAAGUGAUGGAGCAAAGUGCGGGGAUCAUGUACCGCAAGUCGUGUGCCUCGUCAGCAGCCUGCCUCAUUGCCUCCGCUGGGUACCAAUCCUUCUGCUCCCCUGGGAAACUGAACUCAGUGUGCAUCAGCUGCUGCAACACCCCACUUUGCAAUGGGCCCCGGCCCAAGAAACGGAGCAGCUCUGCCUUGGCCCUGCGGCCGGGGCUCCCCACCACCAUCCUGCUCCUGAAACUCGCCUUCCUCUUGGCUCACUGCUGAAGUUGGAGAUGCUCAUCCCUCCUGCAUUGUCCUUCAGGCCCUUGCUCCCCCUGUUCCCCAAGCUUCUCCUGAGUGUCCUUUAUUUGUGGGUUGGGGGGGAGCGUAUUCUCUUUAUUCUUUUGCAAAUCAAAGAGCUCGGUGUCAAACAGUUUUUGUAAGCUCUGAAUAAAUUCAGUCUGACUUUU
Messenger RNA from Prionailurus viverrinus (fishing cat), 892 nucleotides. It is a transcript of the gene LYPD1, whose product is annotated as LY6/PLAUR domain containing 1. Gene Ontology annotation, biological process: acetylcholine receptor signaling pathway. Bases 282 to 707 code for a protein of 141 amino acids. NCBI's taxonomy places the organism in Eukaryota, Metazoa, Chordata, Mammalia, Carnivora, Felidae. The transcript is spliced from 3 exons. Gene Ontology annotation, molecular function: acetylcholine receptor inhibitor activity. The record is from RefSeq and is a predicted model, not a curated record.